This is a messenger RNA of Salarias fasciatus (jewelled blenny), 2149 nucleotides long. RefSeq names its product aminolevulinate, delta-, synthase 2. NCBI's taxonomy places the organism in Eukaryota, Metazoa, Chordata, Actinopteri, Blenniiformes, Blenniidae. Gene Ontology annotation, cellular component: mitochondrion; mitochondrial matrix. The coding region runs from base 151 to 1926 and encodes 591 amino acids. Gene Ontology annotation, molecular function: pyridoxal phosphate binding; 5-aminolevulinate synthase activity. The transcript is spliced from 10 exons. Gene Ontology annotation, biological process: heme biosynthetic process; erythrocyte development; hemoglobin biosynthetic process. The record is from RefSeq and is a predicted model, not a curated record.
GUCACUUCAGAGGGGAGGGAGCAGCGCUGCUGACGUAAUCCUCGUCAUCGUCACACCAAUAAGUGUUGACACUUUUUCACCUUCUGUCUACUUGCUGUUCUGAAGUUCGUCCUCAGUGCAGGUCAACAGAGUAAGAACGGCCCCAGUGUCAUGGCUGCGUUCCUUCACCACUGCCCCUUCCUGAAGGCGGCUCCGAUGCCGGCUCUGAGGAGAACCGGCGCCGCCUUGCUGUCUCAGGCUGAUCGCUGCCCCGUCAUUGCUCGUCAGAUCACUGUGAGCGGCCCAGCCUCUCUGGAGAAAAAACUGAGCGUCUCGCCCGUCAAAUCCAGGAGUCUCGCGUUUCCCGCUGUGGACCAAAGGCAGCUGUUUGCUCAAACUGCCACUCAGGUGGCGGUGGCUGCGUCCAAGGGCUGCCCCUUCGUUUCCUCUCAGAUCGGGAUGGUGAAGGCCAGCCCUGAAGUCCAGGAGGACGUCCAAAAUGGUUUGAUAUCUUCUUUAUGGAAAGGCUUGAAGGAUUCUGUGUUUCCAACACCAGGUCAAAGCAACACCGUCACCCACCUCCUCAAAGACAACAUGGUCGGCCCAAGCUACGACUACGAUCGCUUCUUCACCGAGAAGAUUGCAGAGAAGAAGAAUGACCACACAUACAGGGUCUUCAAGACGGUGAACAGGAGCGCCGGCGUCUUCCCCUUCGCUGAGGAUUACUCCGUCGCGGGGCGAGCAGGUUCUCAGGUCUCUGUCUGGUGCAGCAACGACUACCUGGGAAUGAGCCGCCACCCACAAGUCCUCAGUGCCAUCAGCGAUGCCCUUGACAAACACGGUGCAGGAGCCGGUGGGACCAGGAAUAUCUCGGGCACCAGCAACUACCACGUGUGUUUGGAGAGGGAGCUCGCUCAGCUGCACCAGAAAGACGCAGCGUUGGUUUUCUCCUCCUGCUUCGUGGCAAACGACUCCACCCUCUUCACUCUGGCGAAGAUGCUGCCAGGGUGUGAGAUCUACUCCGAUGCUGGGAACCACGCAUCAAUGAUUCAGGGCAUCAGGAACAGCGGGGCCAAACGCUUCAUCUUCCGCCACAACAGCAGUCGUCACCUGGAGGAGCUGCUCCAGCGCUCGGAUCCCACGACUCCAAAAAUAGUGGCGUUCGAGACCGUGCACUCAAUGGACGGUGCAAUAUGUCCCUUGGAGGAGCUGUGCGACGUGGCUCAUCGUUACGGGGCGCUGACGUUUGUUGACGAAGUUCACGCCGUGGGUCUGUACGGCGCUCACGGAGCCGGAGUGGGCGAGAGGGACAACGUCAUGCACAAGAUCGACAUUGUUUCUGGGACUUUAGGCAAGGCCUAUGGCUGUGUGGGGGGCUACAUUGCCAGCAGCGACGCUCUGGUGGACACCGUGCGAUCCUACGCCGCCGGCUUCAUCUUCACCACCGCCCUGCCUCCGAUGGUCCUGUCCGGGGCUCUGGCGUCCGUCCGCGUCCUGAAGAGCCCCGAGGGCCAGGCGCUGCGGAGAGCCCACCAGAGGAACGUCAAACACAUGAGGCAGCUUCUCAUGGAUAAAGGCCUGCCGGUUGUCAACUGCCCCAGCCACAUCAUCCCCGUCAGGGUGGGCAACGCUGAGCUCAACAGCAAGGUGUGUGACACUCUCCUGGAAAGGCACAACAUCUACGUCCAGGCCAUCAACUACCCCACCGUGGCUCGCGGUGAGGAGCUGCUGCGUCUGGCUCCGUCCCCUCACCACAGCCCCGACAUGAUGGAGUACUUUGUGGAGAAGCUGCUGGAGGUGUGGCAGGAGGCCGGCCUCCCACUCAACAGUCUGGCCACGGCUUCCUGCACCUUCUGUGACCGUCCACUUCACUUUGACCUCAUGAGCGAGUGGGAGAAAUCCUACUUCGGCAAUAUGGAGCCACAGUACAUCACCGUGUCAGCAUAAUACCAAAGUGCACGAUGCAGUAAAUGCUCAAUGAUGAAUUCCUGCAAAAGGUGCAGAGUAAUUAGAAACCUGGCAAAGAGUAUGAACCUUUAUCAAUAUCGACUAUAUAAAGUAACUUACAGUAUUUGUUGAUGCUAUAUUGUAUUUCUGAACAUGGAAUUGUAUUUGGUGCCUUGGAUAUGAUUAAAGAAAUGCCUCCUCCUUUGGAGGCAUGAAACCUGCA